This is a messenger RNA of Pistacia vera, 1798 nucleotides long. Its product is annotated as glucan endo-1,3-beta-glucosidase 14-like. NCBI's taxonomy places the organism in Eukaryota, Viridiplantae, Streptophyta, Magnoliopsida, Sapindales, Anacardiaceae. Gene Ontology annotation, cellular component: plasma membrane. Gene Ontology annotation, molecular function: hydrolase activity, hydrolyzing O-glycosyl compounds. The coding region runs from base 115 to 1266 and encodes 383 amino acids. The record is from RefSeq and is a predicted model, not a curated record. Gene Ontology annotation, biological process: carbohydrate metabolic process. The transcript is spliced from 3 exons.
UUAUAUAUAUGAAGAGAGGAGAGGAGACAAUCUGUCUCCUCUCUCACACAAAUAAUUUUCAAGGGUGGUGGUGGCGGUGUUGUCUGUCUUGGUUUACCCAAGAUCAGAUCACUAAUGGGCGGCUGCAGCUUCCUCCUUCCUACAAUCUUUCUCAUUAUUUUCACUUUUUCAGGUUCAGUGGUGCAAAUCCUUGGCCUGGGAGUAGGAAUCAAUUAUGGUCAGAUAGCAAACAAUCUUCCGUCUCCCUCUCGAGUGUCAGUUCUUUUAAGAUCCCUCAACAUAAGAAGAGUGAAAUUAUACGAUGCAGAUCCAAAUGUCCUUCUCGCAUUCUCAAAUACACAAGUAGAGUUUAUAAUUGGACUCGGAAAUGAGUACCUGGAGAACAUGACUGAUCCAAUCAAGGCUCAAAAUUGGGUUCAACAAAGUUUACAGCCUCACAUCCCUCAAACGAGAAUAGCUUGCAUCACCGUUGGAAAUGAAGUAUUCAAAGACAAUGACACCCGGCUCUAUUCAUUUCUCCUCCCGGCAAUGCAAACCGUGUAUAAGACCCUCGUUGAUCUUGGACUCGACAAACAAGUGAUCGUCACGAGCGCUCACUCACUCGACAUCUUGGCUAAUUCUUUCCCUCCUUCGGCUGGAAGCUUCAGGCCCGAUCUCGCUGAAUACAUCCAACCCCUUCUCAGUUUUCAUGCUCAAGUGAAAUCUCCUUUCUUGAUCAAUGCAUAUCCCUAUUUUGCAUACAAGGGUAGCCCCAACGAGGUCUCCCUAGAUUAUGUGCUCUUUCAGCCUAACCAAGGGAUGAUAGAUCCCAACACUAAUUUGAACUAUGACAACAUGUUAUAUGCUCAAGUUGAUGCUGUUUAUUCAGCCAUUAAAGCAAUGGGACAUACAGAUAUCGAAGUCAGGGUUUCCGAGACAGGGUGGCCAUCGAACGGAGAUGAAGAUGAGGCCGGAGCUACCAUAGAAAAUGCAGGACUUUAUAAUGGUAAUUUGUUGAAGAGGAUUGACCAGAAGCAAGGUACACCUGCAAAGCCAUCAGUCCCCAUUGAUAUAUACGUUUUUGCACUUUUUAACGAGAAUUUAAAGCCGGGUCCUGCAUCGGAGAGGAACUAUGGGCUGUAUUAUCCUGAUGGUAGGCCAGUUUAUAACAUUGGAUUGCAGGGUUAUCUUCCAGUUCCAGAUCAGAUGGCUUCUGCUUCCAAGAUUAAUGUUUUUCCUGUCUUCGGUCUUCUGAUCUAUGUCAUAGCAUGGUUACUUUUACUGUAAAAGCUUCUGAAUUUGUCAACUGAGGGAGAUAGAGUUAAAGCAAAAACAACAUAGUUAAUUCCUAGUGAUCUUUCAUAUACCAGAGAAGAAAUUUUAGAGGUAAGAUAUUAUAAAUUCAACUCCUAUUUGUCAGAUCAGUAACACAAAAUUCUGAACCAGAAUACAAAUUCCUAUUAUUCUUUCGUAUACACACUGACAAAUGUUAAUUAAUAAAAUCCCUGGAGAACCACACAUUCAAAUUCGGAGGCACUUUUCAUCUAUAAAAUGUAUUUUGCAAUUGGGCCGUCAGAUCCUGCAGAUUGUCAUUAGAUUCUUAUCUGACAUUUAGGCAUUACACGGCUGAGAUUUUGGGGAAUCAUUUCAUAGUACCAAACUUGUCCAUUUUUAACUUGUUACAUGCAUCAAGUAAAUAAUGCUUAAUUUCAUAUUAAACUCAGAAAUUUAUAUUUAAAUCUUAAAACUUUUUUGAAUUGUUUACUAAAGAUAUGAAAAGGGGUCUCUCUCUUUCUUAUGUCCACUGCAAUCAUGCAUG